Molecule: messenger RNA, 2308 nt
Organism: Paramormyrops kingsleyae
Lineage: Eukaryota; Metazoa; Chordata; Actinopteri; Osteoglossiformes; Mormyridae
Gene: cdkn2aip
Product: CDKN2A interacting protein
Cellular component (GO): nucleolus; nucleoplasm
Source: RefSeq, a predicted model, not a curated record
AUAUAGAAUAACACGCAAGGUGUGUUGCUGGAUGUUUGCUCGCUGCUAGUUACGGUUGCCCUGCUAGUUUUGUUUAUGCCGGCUAGCUGCCCUAGUCCUAGUGCUAGCCAAAUGAAUCUGCUUCCGUGAGCUGGACUCCUCGCUGCACCGCUAAAAGGAAAUGUCAACUUGAAAUUCGUAGGUCAGCCUUUUGGGCUGUGGGCUAAGCUAAGGCGUUUCGGACUGGUCGUUGUGAUGGCAGAGGAGAGGCAAGGCGAAGAUGUGGUGUCCGAGUUUCUGGGACAGAACCCUCACCUGGCCAGCUGGGUAGAGUCCCUCCAGAGCCAGUGUGAGACCAACAAGCAGUGGCGGGCCCGACGAGAGUUUAUCCUGAGAAAUAUGGAGUCCUUCCCCACUGUCCAGCCUGGUGUUGCUAGUCCCAGUCUUGAUAGACUCCUGUCACUUUCCAUGGUCUGGGCUAACCACAUAUUUCUCGGGUGCAUUUAUUCUCAAACCAUAAUGAAGAAGAUAACGGAGAUGGCUGAGGGGAUUGUGGUCCGGGAUGUUCCCGUCAAGAAAACCAGGGAUGAAAUAAUGGGGAAAGGGAAGAGACCUGCGAUGUGCGAGAUCGAGGCAGAGAGUUCAGCGAAGAAGCCCAAGCCAGCAGCUAAUGAAAGCGAGAGCAGGGCUGGCGGGAGAGCCAGUGCACGACCAGGAGCUGCGGCUGGAGCCAAAGCGGGCCUUCCACCACAGGCCCCGGCAGAGCACCAGCCUUUCUUCAAUCGCCUCUACAAGGCCGUGGCGUGGAAGCUGGUGUCAGCCGGUGGGUUCGGACCCAACCUGGACCACUUUGAGAUCCUGCGCGCCUGCGUGGAGUCGUCCAAGGCCAGCCUGAGCUGCGUCUUCGUGCCGCUGAAGGACAUUCCCGACUUGCCGGUGAGCCGCACGCAGAAGGAGGGCCAGGUCUGCGAGCUGAGGUGCCAGACCGUCUACAUGGGUACUGGCUACGGCCGUGACGAGAGCAGCGCCAGGGCCAUGGCCUCUAAGGAGGCCUUGAAGGUGUUCCAGGGCCGCAAGGUGACGGUGAAAAUCUGCCGGCGGAGGUUUCGGGGUCGGGACGUCGAAGACUUGGUGCUGUUGGACGAACAGCCGCGGAACUCGGGUCUCCCCCCGGCGUUGGACUACCCCUUCCAGUCAGAGCAGCCGGUAGGGACGCUCUCCUAGCAAAGGCUGCCUUUGUGAAGCUCUCUUGUUCUUACCCACAUGUGGAAGACAUAAUGGAAUGAUGGACUGGAGCCGUGGUACAUUCAGCAAAUGAAGGAGCCACAAGGACUGUUGUGAAGAUUAUUCUGAUUAUCGUCCAGGGUUGCUUUAGGGGUGAUUAAUUUCUCAGUUCUUAGGUUCAACAUAACUAAAAAGAAAAAAAAAAACACAUUUGCUUUAUUGUAACCAACUCAGCAGUGGCAGGUGAGUUCCUGUUAGUGGUAAAUGUAGAUAUUUAUGUUAAGUUUUUCAAGUACCUCGUUAAUUUCUCAACUCCAGUUUUUCAGGUCUACUUUGCAUUAAAGACUUGUUGCUGGAAGAUGUGCAGACAUCCUUCCUCGCCUGUAGCCUUCUGAUGUCAAGAUCUGCUGUAACUGCAUAUAUUGCAUAUAUUGCAUUGCUAGUAAGUGUAUCAUUUGCAGCCCAUACGGUUAAAGAAUUACAAGGUUAUGUGUAAGAGCUGGCUGCUACUCAGAAGGAAAUGUGUGCACAUCUGUUUUACAUUCCAGUGGUGAAUGUGCAGUAGCAGCAACUUAGAUUAAUGUAAUGAGUAUUAACAGCCAGUAGCUGUUGAGGCCGCAGUACUGGCAACAUUAAAAUCUGAAUUCAGGGGAUUGAACCUGUUGGAAAAGUGUAAGCUUAUGCAGUUUAGGUGUCAGACGUUAAUUAAAUUUUUGGUUUUGGGGUAAAUAGCUUUUUUUUUUUUUAUUAAAGUUUAUUUGAAGAGACACUGAUAAUUGCUGAGGCCGGUAUAGUGGAUGUUUUCUCCCCAUUUUGAUGGAAAAAAUUUGAGUCAAAAGUUGACUUUUAGAUGGGCAGAGAGAAUUCUGAUUUCCUGUCUUUUUACAAAACAUGACUCUUCAUUUGUCGCAGGUCGUGAGUCAUGCUACAGGUGCCGGGGACGGAGGGCACUUUGGUGAAAUUGGUUUUAGUUGGGGUUAAAAGGUUCCAUCUUAGAAAGUUGGGUGAUCGCAUCUAAGUAAUUGAUAUGCUUCAUGAAGGUCACAUUUUUGUGUGAACGACUAGAAAGAACCAAAUAAAAGAAAAUAAAGAAAAUUUCCCAGCA